CCCAGGUAUCCCCCAGGGGGAGUAAGGGGCUCUUUUGGAAAAACAAAGGUGGAAGCAAAUUUCAGGAAGUGAAGUUUGGCAAUAAAAUCUCGAAUGAUUUGCGAUCCAUAUAUUUUCAGGUUUUCCUAAUUAAAGCAAUGACUUUCCGCCACGCCUCCAACCUGAAAUCACCAACUUGAUUAGAGAAAUUGAUUUUUCUUUUUCUUUUUUUCCAAGAGAGUUCAUCUGAUCAUUUUAGCCUGCCACUAAUGAUAGAGAUUUUAGGGCAAGUUAACCACAGUUUUACAAGACUCCUCUUCCCGCAGCGUUGGGCAUUGUCAUGCCGGCCGGCCUCCCGCCCACCUGAGGGGUCUCUCCGCCCCUACAGGGGUUUGUUGUUGAGGAAGGUGAAUCCCCGGAAGGGUUGACGACUCAGCUCAAGGUCAAAACAUCGAGGCCGAGGGCCCUCCAGUUUCUCCUGGUCACCUUUGCUCCUGCUUCUGCUACGACCGUCUGGGGAACGCGUAUUUCUCGUUUUCUUCUGAAGCUGCCAUUUUUGCUUUAGGAGAUGAGUGUUUUCCUUUGGCUGUCUUGGCAAUGACUCUGAAUUAAAUCGAUGCUAACGCCUUCUUCCCCCUAAUUGUUAAAAGCUAUGGACUGCAGAAAGAUGGCCCGCUUCUCUUCCAGUGUGAUUUGGAUCAUGGCCAUUUCGAAAGCGUUUGAACUGGAAUUAGUUGCUGGGCUGGGCCAUCAGGAGCUUGCGCGUCCAUCUCAGGGAGACCUGGCCUUCAGAGAUGACGGCAUUCGGCCCCAGGAGGAGCCUGCGAUUCGCCCUCGGUCUUCCAAGCUUGUGCCGCCUGUGGGGAUACAACACAGUAAGGAGCUAAACAGAACCUGCUGCCUGAAUGGGGGCACCUGCAUGCUGGGGUCCUUUUGUGCCUGCCCACCUUCCUUCUAUGGACGGAACUGUGAGCACGAUGUGCGCAAAAAGAACUGUGGGUCUGUGCCCCAUGACACCUGGCUUCCCAAGAAGUGUUCCCUGUGUAAAUGCUGGCACGGCCAGCUCCGCUGCUUCCCUCAGACUUUCCUACCUGGCUGCGAUGGCCUUGUGAUGGAUGAGCACCUCAUGGCUUCCAGGACUCCAGAACUACCACCGUCUGCACGUACCCCUUUGAUGCUAGCUGGCAUCUGCCUUUCUAUACAGUUACUAUUACUUGACAUUGACCUAUUUCCAGAAAUACGAUUUUAGAUAGCAGGCAAAUUUCAUGACCAGUAAAGGCUGCUGCUACAAUGUCCUAUCUGAAAGAUGAUCAUUUGUUAGUUGUCUUAAAAUAAUGAAUACAUUUCCAAAAUGGUCUCUAGUAUUUCCUUACAGAACCAACGACUUCUUAUCUCUUUGCCCUGCCUCCCCCCAAAAAUCGACUUCUUUUUUCAAAAGAAAGUCAGCCAUAUCUCCAUUGUGCCUAAGUCCAGUGUUUCUUGACACAGUCAUUCUACCAAGGCCUUCUUAAUAUGUUCUUUUAAACAAUUGAAUUAUCUCUUCAGAUUAUUAAAGACUAAUCCUAAUGUGGACCUUAGGAUACAGUUUUGAGUAGAGUUGAUCAAAAUCAAUUAAAAUAGUCUCUUCAAAAGGAAAGAAAGCCUCUUUAAGGGGAGGAACCAGAGUGCUGAAGGAAGGGAAGUCCAUCUGCAUAUGUGUAGGGAGACUGGGUAGGAAGGAGGGAGCCAGUGGGGGAGAGAGGUUGGAAAACAUGAAACGGGUUACUUGAUUGGUGAUUAGAUGGCUGUAGAGAAGCAAGUUAAAAGGCUAAAUGGAAGGGCAAGUUUCCAUCAUCUAUAGAAAGCUAUGUAAGACAAGGACUCCCCAUUUUUUCCCAAAGGCAUUGUAAGAAGAAUGAAGUCUCCUUAGAAAAAAAAUUAUACCUCAAUGUCCCCAACAAGAUUGCAUAAUAAAUUAUGUUUCCUCCAAGCUUUGCAAUUCUUUUAACUGUUGCAGAAGAGAAAAUUUUCACAAUAUACUUAGUUGUAAACCUUGUAAACCAAGUGAUAAAACUACACAUUAUGAAGCUCAUUUUUAAAAUACAUUACAUUUAUGUGUAUGCACAGUAAAAAUGGAGCAUAUAUU
Messenger RNA from Sapajus apella (tufted capuchin), 2104 nucleotides. RefSeq names its product teratocarcinoma-derived growth factor 1 (gene CRIPTO). The transcript has 6 exons. The record is from RefSeq and is a predicted model, not a curated record. Bases 632 to 1228 code for a protein of 198 amino acids. Gene Ontology annotation, molecular function: growth factor activity. NCBI's taxonomy places the organism in Eukaryota, Metazoa, Chordata, Mammalia, Primates, Cebidae.